AUGGAGUCGUCCAGCAUGUCGCUUGGUCCGGACGCAGGCCAGCCCUCGCCAGCCAACGGCCAACAGCACCCAGCGGUUGCAUCGCCCGACCGCGCUCGCGGGGGCCCGCGCGCCCCGGAUCUCACGGACGAAGCCUCCUCGCAAGCGUGCGGCGGAGAAGAAGCACGCGGAGGCCGGAAAUCCGACCGGGAAUCCACGUGGACGGCCCAGGACCUGCUCGCCGCUCUCCAGUCAGACCUGGGCGAGGUCGACCUCAACGGCUGCACGGUCGACAUCGGCCGCGACGGGCUCUGUCUGACCACGGGGUACUGGACGCUCGUGAACGGCACGAUCCGCGGCGGGACGCUCGCCCUGGCCGCGGGCGUGCGCAACGUCGCGUUCCGCCGCGUGACGUUCGCGGGGCCCGGCGGCAGCGCGGCGACGCGCACGCUCAAGACCGAGGCCGAGCAGAAGGAGGCGAUGCGGCACGGCGUGGUGGAGGUCGCUGGCGCGAGGAACGUGUCGUUCGAGGAGUGCAUUUUCGGAGGGGACCUCGACGACCAAGUAGCUCGCGUGAACGCUGACAUCGCGCGGACGGGCGAGUUCUGCACGUGGCUGCCGGGUCUCUCCGUGCACGGCUCGAGCACCGUGCGCGUCUGCAAGUCUGCGAUCUGUGCGCAGCUGGGGCCGGGGCUGUACGCGAGCGGCCGCAAGUGCCGCGUGCUCGUGACGGAUCGGUCGUCGUUCAUGCGCAACGUGACCGGCGCGCUCGCGGAGGACGGCGCGGUGCUGCACCUGAGCGAGGUGGUGGCUGACACGAACUUUGAGAGCGGCGUCUCCGCGGUCGGCGCGGUUCUCAAGGCUCGGCUCGUGCUGUGCAACGACAACCAACUGAGCGGCAUCGCCGUGACCGGGGGGAGCACGGCGACGCUGGACCGCUGCGUGCUGCACAACAACACCAUGGCAGGGCUUGUUGUGGAGCAUGGCGGCUCGAACGUCAUGGCGACAGGCCUGCGGUGCACACAGAUCUGCAGAGCUGCGGGUGACGACGGGCCGCUGGGGCUAGCGGUCGGCGACGACGCGACGUGCACGCUGCAGGGGGGGGAGCUUGGGGUGUUUCGAGCGUGCGAGGUCCGCGCCGGCGGCGUCGUGACCAUGACGGAUGUGUCGGUGACGUCCCCGGGGGCCAAGGCCCGCGCCAUCGGGCCCGUUGCGCGCGACGGCGGGCGGCUGUGUCUGACCAGGGUGAAGAUACGCGGCGUGGAGAACGCCUUCGCGGCGCUGGGGCGCGGCAGCGUCGUGGUCGCGGAGGCGGUCGAGUGCCACAACGUCGGCUCGGGCGCCUUCGCGGGGUACAAGCGCCCGGCGAGGGGGGGCACGGCCGAGCUGCGCGACUGCGUGUUCGACGGGUGCGGUGUCGCCCUGGCCGCGGACGGCGGCGGCCACGUGCGCUCCGAGAACGCGAAGAUCGCCGGGUGCAAGGUCUGCGCCAGAGCGAUCGCGGAGGGGCGAGUCGACGUGCGGGGGGGCGAGGUGUGGUGCGACGCCAGCGCGACCAGGUUUACCAAGCUGGAGGCCGAGGGCAAGAGGGCGAAGGUGACGGCGACGGACGUGACGUGGACGGGCGGCGGACUGCCCGACACGCGCGUCACUGGCGGCGCGGAGGUCGUGGUGACGCCGUGUGUGGAGGCGGGGGCGUGA
Molecule: messenger RNA, 1680 nt
Organism: Pedinophyceae sp. YPF-701
Lineage: Eukaryota; Viridiplantae; Chlorophyta; Pedinophyceae
Source: the annotation of a GenBank genome assembly